This is a messenger RNA of Lottia gigantea (owl limpet), 246 nucleotides long. RefSeq lists its product as hypothetical. The record is from RefSeq and is a predicted model, not a curated record. The annotation marks the transcript as partial. NCBI's taxonomy places the organism in Eukaryota, Metazoa, Mollusca, Gastropoda, Lottiidae. The transcript has a single exon.
AGCUACCUGAACCCUAGGAGCUACCUGAACUCUGGGAAAUACCUGAACCUUAGGAGCCACCCGAACCCUAGGAGCUACCUGAACCCUAGGAGCUACCCGAACCCUAGGGGCUACCUGAACCCUAGGAGCUACCCGAACCCUAGAAAAUAUCUGAACCCUAGGAGCUACCUGAACCCUAGGAGCCACCCGAACCCUAGGAAAUACCUGAACCCUAGGAGCUACCUGAACACUAGGAGCUACCCGAAC